This is a messenger RNA of Malania oleifera, 910 nucleotides long. RefSeq names its product probable 3-hydroxyisobutyryl-CoA hydrolase 2. The record is from RefSeq and is a predicted model, not a curated record. Gene Ontology annotation, molecular function: 3-hydroxyisobutyryl-CoA hydrolase activity. The transcript has 7 exons. The coding region runs from base 52 to 618 and encodes 188 amino acids. Gene Ontology annotation, biological process: L-valine catabolic process. Lineage: Eukaryota; Viridiplantae; Streptophyta; Magnoliopsida; Santalales; Ximeniaceae.
UGGUGCUGAAAUUGCUUGCAUGUGGGCUUUGCUACUCACUUGUCCCAAAAAAUGGCACUGUCUUUGUUAGAAGAAGCAUUAUACAAGGCUGAUUCAAGUGAUCCAGACAUUAUAUCUGCAAUUAUUGAUGGCUUCUCUCAGCAGCCUGUUUUGAAAGAAAACAGUGCCUAUCACUGGUUGGAUAUUAUUGAUAGGUGCUUCUCUCGAAGAACAGUCGAAGAAAUUUUAUCUGCUCUCGAGAUGGAAGCUGUGGACAGGGCUGAUGAUUUGAUUCCUGAAAUGAUUAUGUCAUUGAAGAAGGCAUCACCAUCAAGCCUUAAAAUUUCUCUUAGAUUGAUAAGAGAAGGGAGACUCCAAGGUGUAGGACAGUGCCUUGCCCUUGAAUACAGAGUGGUUUGUCAUGUCCUGCAGGGAGAGCUCAGCAGAGAUCUUUUUGAGGGCUGCAGGGCUAUACUAUUGGAUAAGGAUAGGAACCCAAAGUGGGAGCCUUCGAAAUUGGAUCUGAUCAGUGAUGAUAUGGUUGAUCGGUACUUCUCCAAAGUGGAGGAUGAAAGAUGGGAGGACUUAAAAUUCCCCGCUAGAUCCAACAUACCUGUAUAUGCCAUUGCCAAGCUCUAGCCUAGAGCCGCAAGCUGGAAUAAGCAUAAUUCUAGGGCAAGCAUCUCCUAUGGGAGUCUGUCUUGGCAAUGCACCCACCUUGUGUUUGGCCUGAUCUAUGUUUAUAGUAUGGACUGCCGUCGGUCACUUGCAGUACUCUUGACAGAAAUAGUUUGCUGCCUGUGCAAAUGUUGAAUGUGUAUCGAUCAAAGUGAAAUAAAUAGCUAGAGGGAAAUUAAAAUGGAAAUAUUUGUAUACAUUAUGUAAUGCAUAUGGAGAUAUUCUAUUAAUUCUAAACAGUUCCAUUGUCAAA